This is a messenger RNA of Strongylus vulgaris, 648 nucleotides long. The record is from the annotation of a GenBank genome assembly. NCBI's taxonomy places the organism in Eukaryota, Metazoa, Nematoda, Chromadorea, Rhabditida, Strongylidae.
AUGGAAUCGAUUACCAAGAAAUUCUACACCAACCUCUUUCGCAUCAACAUCCAUGUCCUCGCUAUCCCCACUGAAAAUAAAAGACAACUGAUUCUACCUGCUGAAGUACGCGCUGCAAUCCAGAUCAUGAAGGUAGCCAUGCCGGGCCAGACCACGUUUUGGCCGACCUUUUGCGAGAAGGAAAGGAUCUCCGACAAGUGGGGCACCUCCCGAACAAUCCUCCUUCAUGAGAGCGAUAGGGAAGAUUUUCGGAACUACUCUUCAUUAUAUCUACUAAACGUUUCGAGGACUAUCGAGGUCUGCCGAGAGUUUAGCCUACCUCGCGUCCUAUUUGCCGACUAUGAGGAGGCGUUUGACAGCUUUGACCUUAAUACCAUACAUCGCGUCGAUCAAGCGGUGGACCAUCUUGUGAAGUGGCCAACUGCUACAACGGUACAUCACCCUCUUAGCAUACCAGUUUCAAUACGAUCGAACCGAUAUCAAUUGAGGAUACGACACCGUGUCAUGUUAUCGCCUUGCAGUGGGGAGAUUCCUCUCAAAACUUGUGCGGAUGACAUUGUCCUCCUCUCCAGGAUUAUCACUGAAGCAGAGAAGAUGUUAGAAGAACUAAACGAAGUUGAUUCUCUAAUUGCAAAAAUCGUUCUCUAG